Molecule: messenger RNA, 831 nt
Organism: Emiliania huxleyi CCMP1516
Lineage: Eukaryota; Haptophyta; Isochrysidales; Noelaerhabdaceae
Exons: 1
Coding region: 1-831 (276 amino acids)
Source: RefSeq, a predicted model, not a curated record
AUGCAAACGAUGUGCCAGCCUGCACUGCUGUUGGUCGCCAUGCUCGUCCCUCAGGCACGCUCGCAGUCAGCCCUCCUCGAGCACUGGCGCAAUCACCCGCCAAGCGACUACUACCUCGAUCGGUGGGUUCACUACGCACCGCACUACGAGCAGCACCUCCCGGCCCGAGACAACGGCUCGCCGCUGCGAAUGCUCGAAAUUGGCGUCAGCUCUGGCGGCAGCGCAAUCGCAUGGAAGCGAUGGUACGGGCCGUCGCUCACGUACGUGGGCGUCGACCUCAACCCCGCAUGCAAGCGCACCGAAUCAGUGGGCGAGCGCCGGUACAUUGAGAUUGGCUCGCAGGAAGACCCCGACUUCCUUCGCUCCAUCUGCGCCAAGUACGGCCCAUUCGACAUCGUCAUCGACGACGGCGCACACAUUGCGCGGAUGGUGCAGCUGAGUCUGCAGCUUCUCUUCGAGAGCGACCAGUGCAUGCGUGACAAGUCCAUCUAUGUCAUCGAGGACCUACACGUGCUCGCGCGCUGCUCGGGACCUGGGCACGACUCGACCUUUUGUAACCACCCGCGCGACUUCAGCAGCCUCUACUCGGAUGCCUUCCUUGGCAUGCACAACCGCUGGCAGGGCUGCAACCAAGCUGGCCGCCGCUGCCACCGCGCGCCGAAGACCAGGCCGCUCGGUCCCUCGUGGGCGUCGAUGGUUGCGGGCGUGCAUCUUUACGAUAGCAUGGCCUUUUUCGAACGCAACUCUGGGCAGAAUGCCACCGUACUCGGUCGGCUCACCCGCGGCAAUAGAACGGAGAGGGUCACGACCAUCGACCCUAAAGUAGGCUGA